AACAAAAAGUAACUUUGAGAUGGGGAAAGGGAAGCGAUACUGGCUACUGAAAACAGAGCCAAGCGAGUGGUCAUGGUCAGACCAAGAAGCCAACGGCGGCGUGAGCAAAUGGGACGGGGUGAAGAACAAACAAGCCCAGAAGAAUCUCAGAUCCAUGACUUUAGGCGACCUCUGUUUCUUCUACCACUCCGGUGCGAAAUCAAGGUGCGUCGUGGGUGUGGUGGAGGUGGCUCGCGAAUGGUACGAAGAUGAUGACGAAGGAGAAGGAGCGGUCGACGUGAAAGCUGUCGGAGAGAUGAGGAGGUUUGUUGAUUUGAAGGAGAUGAAAGGAGACAAAGGGAUUAAGGAUUUCGUUUUGUUCAGACAGCCGAGGUUGUCUGUUGUUCCGGUGGAAGUUGAUGUUUGGGAAAAGAUUUGUGAAUUGGGAGAUGGGUUUUCUGGAGAUGGUAAAGAAGAUCGUGAAAGCAGCAGCAGCGACGAAUCUUGAGUUGUUUAUUCUGGUUUAGGUUUUGAGAUUAGUCUGAGUAUUGAUCUGUCAAGAGUCUAGUCACCACGCCAUUGAUGUUCUUCUAUGUGUUUAUUUUUAUUUCUAACGGCAUAAAGUCGUGUAUUGUUAACUUAAUUAUGGUCUUAGGGUUAUGAUAAAUUUAAAAAAAUUAAAAUG
Raphanus sativus (radish) is the source of this 664-nucleotide messenger RNA. RefSeq lists its product as uncharacterized. The transcript has a single exon. NCBI's taxonomy places the organism in Eukaryota, Viridiplantae, Streptophyta, Magnoliopsida, Brassicales, Brassicaceae. The record is from RefSeq and is a predicted model, not a curated record. Bases 20 to 487 code for a protein of 155 amino acids. Gene Ontology annotation, cellular component: nucleus.